AGUUCCGUCCUGCCUUCGGCUGCCCUGUGCCUGCCCUGUGCCUGCUGCCUUGCCUGGAUUUCACCUACUUUUGGAGUUCAGCUACUUCUGGCCCCUUUUUCUGCACUGUCUGAAGUUUGUAUUAAAGGUACAAAUCGAGAGGGAAAAGGCACGGCCACGAUCCACUCAGGAUGUCGGGAUCCAUCCAAGUGCGACGGGAGCGGCGGGAGCAGCGGGAGCUCGAGACGCACUAUGAGAGCAGUUACCACCGAAGCUCGCUGUCGUCAGUCAGCCACAAAUCUUACGCGGCUCACGUGAGCAGCAAGGGGGUGAAGACUUUGAAGAAGAAGCAAGUGAAAAAGCUCAGUAGCAUCACGAAAAAAGAUAGACGCCUCUACUUGGCCGUCGGCCAUGAAGAUGAGGUCAUCGGCUACGUGGUGCCUGUCUUUAGAAGCAGUCAUUUAGCCACACAGGAGUUGAUGGAGAGUCAGGAGGAGCUGAAGGAGGAAGGGUUGGGUUAUGUGGUCAUGAGGAACCUUUUCUCCAGAGAGACUGACCACAAGAUCAGAGUGCACAAGAAGAGCCGGAGUAUAAGCAUGAGGGAGUCUGCUGAGCGCAUGGCCCUGGGAAAGAAGAUGCAAGAGAACAUGGAGUUCCGGAAGAAGAUGAACCUGGACAGCCUGACCCAUCCUGCGGAGUUUGUGGUGAAGCCACGGGGACAGACAGUUUGGGAGGGCAAGGAUGUGACCCUGCACUGCACUGUGGCUGGCUGGCCCAAACCUCGCGUGGCCUGGUACAAAAAUAAUGUGCUUAUUGAUGCCAAGGCUCACCCUGAGAAGUACAUCACAGAGAGCAAUUACAAUAUGCACUCCCUGGAAAUUAAGAAGUGUGAUUUCACAGACACUGCUGAGUACCGUAUCUCAGCUCUUAAUGUGAAGGGUGAGAAGUCUGCCUUUGCCUCAGUGAUCAUUAAAAGAUUCAAAGAUGAAGAAGUGAGUGAAAGACCACAUGGUUACAGUCCUGAACAUGGCGUCACCUUCAGGACCACCAUUAUUGACAAGUUUGGGGUUGCCUUUGGCAGAGAGGGGGAGACCAUGAGCCUGGGCUGCGUUGUCAUCGUCUACCCCACUGUGAAGCGCUACCAGCCCGAGGUCGUCUGGUACAGGAAUGGCGUUGUUCUGGCUCCCUCUAAAUGGGUGCAGAUGCACUGGAGUGGCAAGCAGGCCACUUUGACCCUGGUCCACCUCAACAAGGAGGAUGAGGGACUCUACACCCUGCGUGUCAACACCAAGUCCGGCUUUGACACCCACUCCGCCUACGUGUUCGUCAGAGAUGCUGAUGUGGAGGUGGAGGGACUUCCUGUUGCUCCGCUUGAUGUGCGCUGUCAUGAUGCUAAUAAGGAUUAUGUGGUGGUGACCUGGAAACAGCCUGCAGUCGAGGGCAGCAGUCCCAUCUUGGGCUACUUUAUAGACAGGUGUGAGGUUGGCACCCAGCACUGGGCCCAGUGUAAUGACACCCCGGUGAAGUACGCCCGCUUUCCUGUCACUGGGCUCGUUGAGGGACGCUCAUACGUCUUCCGGGUCCGCGCCCUUAACAGGAGUGGGGUGAGCCAUCCUUCCCGGGUAUCUGACCCUGUGGUUGCCAUGGACCCAUCUGACCGUGCCCGUCUGAGAGCUGGUCCUUCUGCCCCUUGGACUGGUAUGAUCAAAUUCACUGAGGAAGAUCCCACAGUGGGUGUAGUCCCUGGGCCUCCUUCUGAUCUGGCAGUUGCUGAGGCCACUAAGAGCUAUGUGGUGCUUGGCUGGAAUCCCCCUGUGCAGAGGGGCCAUGAGGGGGUCGUGUAUUAUGUGGAGAAGUGUAUGGUCGGCACUGACACCUGGCAGAGAGUGAACACCGGGAUGCCAGUUAAGUCUCCCCGCUUUGCGCUGUUUGACCUGGCCGAGGGAAAGUCCUACAGCUUCCGUGUCCGCAGCUGCAACUCGGCAGGAGUGAGCGAGCCGUCCCAGGAGACCAAAUCCAUUACCGUGGCCGACAGACUGGACCUGCCCUCGGCACCAGGGCCUGUAGUGGCCAUCAGAAACACGGCUUCCUCCGUUGUGGUGACCUAUGGGGCUUCUAAGGAGGCCCAAACUCUGUUGCGCUACUAUAUUGAGGCCAGUGUGGUAGGCAGCGAGGUGUGGGUCCCCUGCAACAACAAACCUGUGAAAGGCACCAGGUUUGAGUGCCACGGACUGAACGAGGGAGAUAAGUACGUGUUCAGGGUGAAGGCUGUCAACUCUGCUGGAUACAGCACUUAUUCGGGGGACUCAGAGGCCUGCCUUGUGAAAGCGUGCAUCACGGUGCCUUCACCCCCAUUGACUGUCACUAUGGUGGAGCGGGUUCGUGACUGCAUGGUGGUGAGCUGGCGGGCCCCUGCUAACACCGGGGGGGCCGACAUCAGGGGGUACUAUCUGGACUACAGGACCGUUAAGGGCAGCAUCAAGAGCCAAUGGCGCGAGAUCAAUGUGAAGAUCAUCACUGGCACUACCUAUAAGGUCGAGAACCUGAAGGAGAACACGCUCUAUGAAUUCCAGGUGCGUGCAGUUAACCAGGCUGGUAUCAGCGAGGGAUCUGUCCCUAGUGCUGCUACUGAGUGCAAAGAGUGGACAGUUGCGGUGCCAGGGCCUCCCCAUGGCCUACGUGUGCAAGAGGUACGGAAGGACUCCGUGGUACUGCUGUGGGAGCCGCCCACGUUCGACGGCCGCGGUGCCGUCACCGGCUACUAUGUGGACAUCAAAGAGGAGAAGGGCAGGUGGAGAGGUGUCCAGGACAGGUCCACCAAGCAGACAUUCAUGAAGAUAACUGGGCUGAAAGAAGGCAAGUCCUAUAUGCUGCGUGUGCACGCUAAGAAUGUGGUUGGUGUUGGUGGACCCUCCAAAACAUCAGACCCCAUUGUUGCUCAGACCCGGCCAGGAACUAAUGAAAUUGUGGUGGAUGUGGAUGACAACGGCGUGAUUUCUCUGAUUUUCGAGUGUUCCCAGAUGGCUCAAGGUUCUCAGUUUGUUUGGUCCAAGGACUACAAGGCCCUAACUGAUACCUCUCGCCUCACUGUUCAGACGGUCGGCGGGAAAUCCAGAGCCAUCUUCAAUGACCCCUCUCUGGAGGAUCUGGGCACCUACUCUUGUUUUGUCACUAACACCGACGGAGUCUCUGCUAGCUACACUCUGACGGAGGAGGGUCUGAAGCGCUUGUUGGAAAUCAGCCAUGAGCAUCAGUACCCCAUUAUUCCCUUCAAGUCUGAAAUGGCAGUUGAGCUUCAGGAGAAAGGACGUGUGCGUUUCUGGGCCCAGGUUGCCAAGUUUACUUCUAAUUGCCAAGUGCAAUACAUCUUCAAUGACAACAUCAUUACUCAAGGAAAGAAAUACACAAUGAAUUUUGACAAGUCCACUGGCAUUAUUGAGAUGUUCAUGGAUUCCCUGGAAGUCACGGAUGAAGGGACCUUUACAUUUAACCUGGUUGACGGCAAAGGAACUGGUCGGACCAGCUUAGUUCUUAUUGAAGAAGAAUUUGCUGAGAUUCAGAAGAAGUCUGAGUUUGAGAGAGCUGAGUGGGUCAGGAGACAAGGCCCUCACUUUGUGGAGUACCUCAGUUUCGAGGUCACACCAGAAUGUAACGUGUAUCUGAAAUGCAAGGUAGGAAACAUGAAAACCGACACCGAGAUCUCCUGGCUUAAGGAUGGAAUUGAGAUUGCAGAGGAUGACGAAGAUGCUAAGAAAAUUGGCAUUGCUGCUGGAGUGCUGUCCUUCAACAUCGGCAAGCUUUCGAAAAAAGACGCCGGUGUUUAUGAGGUGACACUGUGGGACGAGAGAGGAAAGGAUAAGACCAUGCUCAACCUGACCGAAGCUGGCUAUCAGGCUGUGCUGAGUGAAAUGUUCAGAGUUAUAGCUAACUCUGCCACCGAGCUGAAGGUCGAGAGCACAGAACAUGGAAUCAUCCUCUCCACAAACGUUGUGCACUACUUUGACGAGCUCCGUGUUGGCUGGCUUCACAAAGAGUCAAAGAUCUCCUACUCAGACAGAGUGCAGUGUGGAGUCACAGGAGAGCAACUGUGGCUAAAAAUCAAAGAGCCGACCAACAAAGACAAGGGCAAAUACUCCAUCGACAUCUUUGAUGGCAAAGCCAAUGUCAAGAAAGUUCUUGACCUGACUGGAAAAAUAUGGGAGGAAGCCUUUGAAGAGUUCCAGAGACUGAAGGCGGCAGCCAUCGCAGAGAGAAACCGGGCUCGUGUCGUGGGCGGCCUGCCAGAUGUGGUCACUAUCCAGGAGGGCAAGUCCCUCAACCUCACUGGCAACGUGUGGGGCGACCCCGUACCUGAAGUGAGCUGGGUGAAGAACGAUAAGCAGCUGGUGUCUGACGAUCACUACACACUCAAGUUCGAGCACGGCAAGUUUGCCAGCAUGACCAUCGCGGCCGUCACCGCAACUGACUCGGGCAAGUACGCCCUGGUGGUCAAGAACAAGUAUGGCACGGAGGCUGGCGAGUUCACGGUCAGCGUCUACUUCCCAGAAGACGAAGCCGAGAAGAAAGAGUAGAGAAAGACGGACGUAGGGUGGGGGUGGUCUGAGUAUGACCAGCCUGGGUUCCACAGCAUUUUACUCCAAAGCACGUUCAGCCGCUGUACCAUGCCAUGACCAUACAGAUAAAGGAAGGCUUAAAGUUCCAGGGAACAUGUAAAAUAAAAUAUGAAAUGUUUGUAUAAUACUAAACAAGAGUGUUAUAUUAAACUUUCAGCAAAUCACCCAUUUAAAAAAACAUGAUAAAACACUACUCAAAAACCAACCAAACUGGCUCAUCAGUCCUAGCUAGAAACACACAGGGGCCAAUACUCUUGAUGGACAGCCUGCACAGCCUGUUCGGAGCAGAGCUGAAUACU
This is a messenger RNA of Electrophorus electricus (electric eel), 4891 nucleotides long. RefSeq names its product myomesin 1a (skelemin) (gene myom1a). NCBI's taxonomy places the organism in Eukaryota, Metazoa, Chordata, Actinopteri, Gymnotiformes, Gymnotidae. The record is from RefSeq and is a predicted model, not a curated record. Gene Ontology annotation, molecular function: protein binding.